AUGUUCAGAAUGGAUCCGGAGAAAAAGCAGAAUAACUCAGUGACCGUUGACGAUAUUUUGAGUAUUUUAGGACCGUUCGGUAGAUUCAAUAUUUGGAAUUACACGUUGAUAUUGUUCCCGGUUUUCCUCGCCGGAAUGUAUUCGUCUGUCUAUAAUUUCGAAGCUAUGGACCUCAAAUACAGAUGUACAGUUCCAGAAUGUGAGGAGGACCCGCAUAAAAACAACUACACGAUACCGCACGAAACGGACGGUACGCUAGCCAAAUGUACCCGGUACGCUCCGUUCGAGAACGGUACCCUAAACGGUACGCACUGUUCGCCUCACUACUUCGACACUUCAACGAAAAUUGAAUGUGAUUCGUUUGUUUAUUUGGAAGAACAUAGCAUUGUUAAAGAGUUCGACCUAGCCUGCCAGGAUUGGAAGCGCUCACUGGUAGGCACCGUCCACAAUGCCGGCUUCUUCAUAUCGAUUCCACUGACCGGACUGAUAUCGGACAAGUACGGCCGGCGGCCCGCGAUCGUGUUCGCUUCGGUCGCGAACGGCUUGUUCGGCAUAAUACGAGCCUUGUCCGUUAAUUACAACAUGUUCGUUAUAUUCGAAUUCCUAGAGCCGGCGAUCGGCGGCGGCGCCUACACGGCUUGCUUUGUUCUCGCAUUAGAAUUGGUCGGUCCCAAAGGCCGAGUCUUCGUCAGUCUGCUAUUUAACACCAUGUUCAUCCUCGGGGGAGUGGCAGUAACUCUGUUGUCGUGGUGGCUCCAAAACUGGAGGUACCUCCUCUUCAUCAUCUACACACCAGCUGUCCUAGUGUUCGUUUAUAUCUGGACCCUAACGGAGAGCUUCAGGUGGUUGUUCAGCAAAGGACUAUAUAAUGAAGGCUUGGAUGUUCUCGCGAAAUCGGAGAGGCUUAACAAAGUCUUCGUACCAAAAGACCAUUACGAACAAGUCGAGAAACACGCCACAAAACAACGUGACGACAGAAAGUGCGAAUCUAUGGCCAGGAAUCAGUCAACCUUCAAGCAACUACUUUCGUCAAAAAUCAUAUGGAAAAGACUAUUCACUUGUUCUUUCCUGUGGACCUCGUCUACUCUAGUGUAUUAUGGAUUAUCUAUAAACGCUAUAGAACUAUCGGGGAAUAGUUACUUAAAUUAUAUAGUUGUGCUGGUGAUCGAAGCUCCCGCAAAUGUUUGCAAGUUGAUAUUCCUGGACAGAUUCGGAAGGAAAAGAGUUAUUGCGGUUGCUUUUCUGAUGACUGGAUUGAUUCUUAUCAACUAUGGAUUUGUCCCCUCGGGUAACUGGUCGAUACUGCUGUAUCUCGGUGGAAAGUUCUUCAUCACGCUCGCAUACAACUCUCUGUACGUGUUCGCCGCUGAGGUCUUCCCGACCAACUACAGAACCACGCUGAUGGCGAUGUGCUCAACGCUUGGAAGGACCGGUUCCACUGUGGCCCCCCAAACACCGUUAUUGACGAGAUACUACGAAUACCUUCCGACGUUGUUGUUUGGGAGCAUGGCCGCCAUAUCAGGGUUCCUGGUCCUCACGUUACCAGAGACAAACAACCAGAAGCUGCCUGACUCGUUGAAAGAAGCCCAGGAACAAGAGAGCCAGCCUCAGGAGCCGUCAAACGAAAGGAGUAAUGACACAAAAACAAGACUUUGAUUAUAAAUUAUGUAUAAUUUUUAUAUUUAAAAAAUACUAGUUAAUAGUUAUUUUUGCGAUAAGCUGGCAAUACCAUUGCGUUAUCUUUUAAAUAGCUCCUUGCCAUAGAUACUAAAGGAACACUGAAAAGCGAAUGUCAAACAUGUGUCAAACCAAUUUUUAAUUAAUUGUAUGGAGGGUAGGGAUAAGAAGAGCGAUCAUAUACGGGGGAUAAGUUAAAAAGUAUCGAGCUGCAAGUAGCAAAUUACAACUUAAAAACUCACCAAAACAGCGCAUUGCAGCGCAAUGGAAUGGUACGAAUG
Molecule: messenger RNA, 1958 nt
Organism: Bombyx mandarina (wild silkworm)
Lineage: Eukaryota; Metazoa; Arthropoda; Insecta; Lepidoptera; Bombycidae
Product: organic cation transporter protein
Biological process (GO): transmembrane transport
Cellular component (GO): membrane
Molecular function (GO): transmembrane transporter activity
Source: RefSeq, a predicted model, not a curated record